Messenger RNA from Vigna unguiculata (cowpea), 988 nucleotides. Its product is annotated as transcription initiation factor TFIID subunit 7-like. Lineage: Eukaryota; Viridiplantae; Streptophyta; Magnoliopsida; Fabales; Fabaceae. Gene Ontology annotation, molecular function: RNA polymerase II general transcription initiation factor activity. The record is from RefSeq and is a predicted model, not a curated record. Gene Ontology annotation, biological process: RNA polymerase II preinitiation complex assembly; transcription initiation at RNA polymerase II promoter. Gene Ontology annotation, cellular component: transcription factor TFIID complex.
GAAAUAAAAAAACAAAGAAAUAUAUAUUAUAUACGUAUGUCAUUACUUCAAAAGAGGGAAAAGAGAAAGAGGGAUCAACGACGCCACUGAACUAGCGUCCCGACGGAGCUGCCACGCGAGGCGAUCAGAGGUGCCGUGCGAGACGAUCGGAGCUGCGACGUGAAUGACCGGAGCUGAGAUUUCGAAAUAGUGUUAUGGAGGAGCAAUUCAUACUUAGAGUUCCACCGAAUGUGGCAGAGCGGAUAGAGCGGCUUUUGAAUGAAACUGAUCCUUCUUCAUCUGAAGACAAGUCAUUAGAUUUGUCAUUUAGUGAGGAUGGAAGAAGUGGUACGUUUAUGAUUGGGAAUGAACACUUCCCAGCUUCUCUAUUGGACCUUCCUUGUGUUGUUGAAUCCUACAAGACAUAUGAUGAUAACUCUUUGAUUAAGACAGCUGAUAUUGGUCAGAUGAUUAUGGUUCGGGAAUCCGGUGAUGCUGCUCCAGAUGUAAUUGAGUACAGGCAUGGCCUCACCCCGCCCAUGAGAGAUGCUCGCAAGCGUAGAUUUCGCAGGGAGCCAGAUCUUAAUCCUGAGCUUGUGUCCCGUGUUGAGAAAGAUCUCCUCAAAAUCAUGGCUCGAGGAACAGCUGAAAAUCUUGAUGCAGAAGCCGCUGAACAAGAAGUGGAGGAGAAUGCUCGAGGUGGUAAUAAAAAAGCUGCACCUAAGCCUGCACCAAAACAUGAUGUUCCAGAGAAUCAUACGAAUGCAGGGGAGCCUGACAGGAGUGAUUCUGAGGAAUCUGAUGACUCGGUCUGACCCAAAUCAACUUCCAAAUAAUAUUUAUAUUACCAACAAUGAUGAAAUGACAGCCUGUAUUGUAUAGUAUAACUGCUGCAGUUAAACUUGAAUUCUGUCCACCAUUAAAAUCAAUUUUGGUGGAUUUUCCAUUGUAGUUGUUUGUAUACACUUUUGUAUAUUUAUCAAAUGGUGCAUUUUCGUGUUAUCUUUUA